AUGUCUGGAUGCGCGAAUGCCGGUCAAGCUCUCACUAGAGGCUUGAAGCUGCACGCAUCCAGGUCCGCAUAUACGCUGCCCUUCCUAUACCAAACGCCAACACUGCGCCGCUACUAUAGCGCACUACAAGACCUGGCCAAAGAGAACGCCCCAAAGACCGCCCCGAACCUCAGAAUACCGAGACCACCUCGAGAGCCCGAACCCGCCACUCCAAGCAGAGAAGACAAGCCAGAAUACGAAGAAUAUGUCCCCUUCGACACUCCUGGAGCCGAAGAAUCAGCCGUCGUUCAAACCACCAUCCAAGGAGAGUCUCUGACAGGCACAGAGCGCAACGCCUUCGCCAAACUCGAGGCUCUAGGAACCGCUCCCACACGUCGGGCCGCCAGAAUAAGAAAACCAUCAACCGAGAAAGACAGCUUUGAAAAUCUGGACGACGUGCUCAACCAAGCAAUCACCGCCAUCGAAAUCAGCGAAGCCGCCGAACACAAACGAGAGCGCAAAGCCCCUUACAAAAAACCAAAGAGGUCCGAAUACGACAACCUCAAUCUGGUCUCGUCCGCUGCAGAACCGGAAAAGCCCGAUAAAGCAGCACAAGACGAGUCCGAUUCCGCACAUCUCAACCUCCAAGACAGCCUCACUCUGAAAUCUCUCCACAGAGCAACAACCGACACCGCCCUCUGGUCCAUCCUCGAAACCCGUCUGUUUUCCCAAAUCGCCUUGCUUCACUUGGACAGCUCAGCCCCUACCUCCUCCUCCUCCUCCUCCUCCUCAGCAACAAUAUCCCCCGAGCGCCGCCAUUUCCUCCUCCAAAUCUUUCCUCUGCGUCUCGUCUCCGCAGCCUCAUUGCUCCGAAACAACUUUCCAAACUCCAACCUCAUUCUCGCCAUCUUGCCUCGUGUAAAGCAGUUGGGAGAGUCAGCUUACGCGCUAGCCACCUCUCCAGACCUCUACAACCAACUCCUCGCCUUCCAAUUCCGCAAAUUCGCAGAUGUGGACGCUUGCAAUGACCUACUGCAGGAAAUGGACGAUAACGUCGUCGAACCCUCUUUCUCCACCUUGCGAGUGCUAGACUACAUGCUUCAGUUCCGGCAGGACAGCAUCGAAAAGAAUCUCCUCGGUUCCAACGUGAGAUCCCUCUUCACAACGGAAAAAUACCGCAGAGAAUUUGCGAUAUUGGAGAGGUGGAGGAGCAAGGUCGAGCAGAGUUUGGCCGAGCAGCAGAGCAGAUUGCAGAGAAAUGCUGACAAUGAAGAGAUGAGAUUGAGAGAAGAGCAGGAGGAACAAGGUCCCAUUCGCUACAUCGACACGCUGGACAAAAAGGACAAUGCCGAGAGAGCGCAGCUCAGGGAAAAAGGUGAUUACAGGGAAGCGCAGAAGUACAAGUUUGACAAGUUGAUCGAGUAG
Molecule: messenger RNA, 1404 nt
Organism: Aureobasidium namibiae CBS 147.97
Lineage: Eukaryota; Fungi; Ascomycota; Dothideomycetes; Dothideales; Saccotheciaceae
Exons: 1
Coding region: 1-1404 (467 amino acids)
Cellular component (GO): mitochondrion
Source: RefSeq, a predicted model, not a curated record